AUCCUAAUUUCACCCUCCCUACUUAGAUACUUCCUUUAUUAUUAUACUCCAUUGGAUAGUGUUAUGGAAGUGGAAACAUUACAGUACACUGCAAAUCUGCAAUGGAUGAGAGAGAAUCACAAAAUUCUCAUUUCAUUUGAUUUCUACUCCAUAAAGCAACACCAUUAAAGUUGGAGUAUCCUUAAAUCACUUUUUUUCCCCUGAAAAUUACUCUCAAAGUUCCAUAUGGCCUUCAAAAUUUUAUCUUUUUAGAUCCACUUUUCUUGCCAUAUUAUCCACCAUGAUUGCUUCUACUCACACCAUUUUCUUUUCUCAAUUUACACUGCUCUGAGCUUUCUCUAGCUACAUUUCUGCAAAAUGGACAUGGGUUUUACUCCCUAGAAGCUUCAAUGAUGGAAGUUAGCAGAGAAAAGAAGAAGAUUUUUUUACUUUUUGUAGUGUUUUUGUCUUUAAUUAUAGUGGGUUUUAGUGUUACAGAUCCUGGUGACCUUGCUGUUCUACAUGAGUUCAGAAAAGGGUUGGAAAAUCCUGAGCUUUUGAAGUGGCCUAGCAAUGGAGAUGAUGACCCAUGUGGAAAUAGAUGGCCAUAUGUGUUUUGUGAAGAUGGGAAAGUCACCCAAAUUCAAUCCAAGAAUCUUGGGUUAAAGGGCACUUUACCUUCUGAUCUCAACAAAUUGAAUAAACUUUCCAAUUUAGGCCUUCAGAACAAUAAUUUUACUGGUAUGCUACCUCCCUUUAAUGGCUUACAAGAAUUGAAGUUUGUAUUUUUAGAUUUCAAUAAUUUCACUUCAAUUCCUGCUGAUUUCUUUGAUGGGUUAGUUAAUUUGGAAAUUAUUGCAUUAGAUCAUAACCCUAAUUUAAAUUCUACUACUGGUUGGUCUUUGCCUCUUGGUUUGCAAGAUUCAGCUCAAUUAGCUACCCUUUCUUUGGUAUCUACUAAUUUAGUUGGUUCACUUCCUGAUUUCUUGGGUUCUUUAGGGUCACUUACUGAUCUAAGAUUGUCAUAUAAUCGUCUUUCGGGUCGCAUUCCAUCUAGUUUUAAUGGGUCUAAUUUGCAAACACUUUGGUUGAAUGAUCAAUCUGAUGGUGGUAUGAUUGGUACUCUUGAUGUUAUUGGGACAAUGGAGUCUCUAACUGUUGCUUGGCUUCAUGGGAAUCAAUUUAGUGGAGUGAUCCCUUCUAAUAUUGGGACUCUAGCUAGUUUAAAGGAUCUUAAUCUCAAUAACAAUCAGCUUGUUGGGUUAAUUCCUGCUAGUUUGGCUGAAAUGGAAUUAGUUAAUUUGGAUUUGAGUAAUAAUCACUUAAUGGGUCCCAUUCCUGAGUUUAAGACUAAGAAUGCUUCAUACAGUUUCAAUUACUUUUGUCAAAAAACUCCUGGAACUCCUUGUGCUCCAGAAGUUAUGGCACUCAUUGAUUUCUUAGGUGGGUUAGAAUACCCAUCAAUUCUUAGUUCUUCAUGGUCAAAUAAUGAUACAUGUGGUAAUUGGUUGGGCAUCAUUUGUAAUGAUAAUAAACAAGUUAUUGGCAUAAACUUGCCGAAUCGUGACCUUAAUGGUACACUAAGUCCCUCACUUGGGAUGCUUCAAUCACUUGAAAAAAUUAUUCUCCACAAUAACAAUAUCAAUGGUCAAGUUCCCUCGAACUGGACCGAUUUGAAGUCCCUCACAAGUGUAGAUUUGAGUCACAAUCAUCUUUCCCCUCCAUGGCCAAAGUUUCGGAAAAACGUUGAUCUUUCUAUCGAUGGGAAUUCUCCACUUUUAACCCCUAGUUCUCAAGCUUCUGCACCUCAUAGUCAAUCUUCAUCCCACACGAGCUCAGGUAUAAGCUCGGGAUCUUCUCAGGGAUCAGAAAAUAGCAGCACUAAAAGAUCUAAAUUGGUUUUUAUUGUAGCGCCUGCAGCGAGUAUUGUUGCCCUUGUAUUGAUGGUUAUUCCUUUGUCUAUUUACUACUGUAAGAAAAAGAAACAUGUCCACCAAGCCCCCAAUUCCAUUGUGAUUCAUCCAAGAGAUCUAUCAGAUUCAGAAAAUACUGUUAAAAUUGCUGUUGCCAAUAACAAUACGAGCAGUACGUCGAUUGGAAGUGGUUCUGCUAGUAUAAAUAGUAGUGGGUUUGGCGAGUCCCAUGUCAUUGAAGCUGGAAAUUUAGUUAUAUCGGUUCAAGUUCUUCGAAAUGUGACAAAAAAUUUUGCCCCUGAGAAUGCGCUAGGUCGUGGUGGAUUUGGGGUUGUUUACAAGGGGGAAUUGGAUGAUGGAACUAAAAUAGCUGUGAAGAGAAUGGAAGCAGGUGUAAUUUGCACCAAAGCAUUAGAAGAGUUCCGAUCUGAAAUCGCAGUUUUGUCGAAAGUCCGUCAUCGUCACUUGGUAUCACUUUUGGGAUAUUCCGUUGAAGGUAAUGAGAGACUUUUGGUCUAUGAAUAUAUGCCUCAAGGGGCUCUUAGCAGGCAUCUUUUUCACUGGAAAACUUUCAAUUUGGAGCCGCUGUCGUGGAAAAGGAGGUUAAAUAUUGCUUUGGAUGUUGCACGAGGGAUGGAAUAUCUUCAUAGCUUGGCACAUCAAAGUUUUAUACAUAGAGAUCUGAAACCUUCUAAUGUUUUACUUGGUGAUGACUUCAGAGCAAAAGUUUCGGAUUUUGGGCUGGUGAAACUUGCUCCGGAUCAGGGGCAACAUUCGAUAGAGACACGGCUGGCUGGAACAUUUGGAUACUUGGCUCCUGAAUAUGCUGUGACAGGAAAAAUCACAACCAAGGCUGAUGUUUUCAGCUUUGGCAUUGUCUUAAUGGAGCUGUUAACAGGAUUAAUGGCGCUUGAUGAGAACAGACCUGAAGAACAACAGUACUUAGCCGCAUGGUUCUGGCGGAUUAAAUCAGACCGAGAUAAGCUAUUGGGUGCCAUUGAUCCUGUUCUUGAUGUGAAAGAGGAAACCAUUGAGAGCGUUGUCACUAUAGCCGAGUUAGCUGGCCAUUGCACAGCCAGAGAGCCAAGUCAACGACCCGAUAUGGGUCAUGCCGUCAAUGUGCUGGCCCCACUUGUCGAGAAAUGGAAGCCAUGGGAUGAUGAUACCGAGGAGUAUUCUGGAAUUGAUUAUAGUCUCCCACUAAACCAAAUGGUGAAGGGAUGGCAGGAAGACGAAGGGAAAGAUAUGAGUUACGUCGAUCUUGAUGAUAGCAAGAGUAGUAUCCCUGCUAGGCCUACUGGGUUUGCCGAGUCCUUUAACUCUACCGAUGGUAGAUAGUGGAGAUUCUUCGUGCAUAUGUUGUUGUAUGUUGUAGAUAUACCAUGUUGUUUUUCCUUUCAUCACUUGUGUCCAUAUGAUUCAAUGUUGUAUUUUUGUCUUUGAAGCUUUGUAUUUGUAAACUGAAAUUGUACAAGAAGUCUUCCACGCUGGGUUCUAGCUUAUUAUUCCAUGUAAUUUUGGGGUCAGUAUAUGGAGCUGUAUGAAUGAUAGCCUGUAUGAUAAAAACUAUGGAUGUCUUUUUGUUGAUUACUGUUGGUUGUGAUCGAAGAUACGUAGAAUAUAAGUGUGGCGAUGUGUUUUGUUGUGCCUA
Messenger RNA from Amaranthus tricolor (Joseph's coat), 3543 nucleotides. Its product is annotated as receptor protein kinase TMK1-like. The coding region runs from base 390 to 3230 and encodes 946 amino acids. The record is from RefSeq and is a predicted model, not a curated record. The transcript has 2 exons. Gene Ontology annotation, molecular function: protein kinase activity; protein binding; ATP binding. Gene Ontology annotation, biological process: protein phosphorylation. Lineage: Eukaryota; Viridiplantae; Streptophyta; Magnoliopsida; Caryophyllales; Amaranthaceae.